Molecule: messenger RNA, 4260 nt
Organism: Armigeres subalbatus
Lineage: Eukaryota; Metazoa; Arthropoda; Insecta; Diptera; Culicidae
Product: leucine zipper putative tumor suppressor 2 homolog
Exons: 10
Coding region: 1203-3905 (900 amino acids)
Source: RefSeq, a predicted model, not a curated record
GCCAGCGCUGGAUCGCGCUCUCGUCGUACGGUUCCUUCCUUUGGGUCGUCGCGGACGAGUUGAUGAUCGUUGAUCAUAAUUUCGGUAGUUUGUUUUUUUUUUCUCUCUGUAAUUGUGCGGUUGGGGGCGGCUGAUUGUUAAGAGGGAUUAGCGCCUCUGAAACGUUUUCGUGAAGGAGUGUCCGCCCUAGACGGAUCCUCAUCCCGGAUGUAAUGAGUGUUAAGUGGAUUUUAGCGGAAGGAUUUCCAAUAAAUCAGUGAAGUGAGUGACAAAACAGAGAAAUAAAAAUCAGAAUUCAAAAAUGUAUCAAGUGAAGUGAAGUUUCGCAAUCGCUAAAAUAUCGUGGAGAACGGAAAAGGAGAAACGAGGAAACAAGGAAGCGAGAAAAUUUCAUUCAACCGCCCAACGGAGAAGGCGUGCUAAGUUGUCGGAGGAGGUCCACGACAACGGACGGACGGACGGUUCCUUUCUUCCUACUGCUGAUUGCUUCAGUUGCAACUUGCCGUGGUCCGUUGCACAGCAACCGUUUUUAGUUUUUUUAGUGAGCCGUACAGCGCCUACUGGGUUUUGAUUCGCGCAGAAAGUCGUUCGAAAAAAAAUCCUCGUGUUGUUGGCUUGAUCGUUCGAAAAAAGAAAAAUCACGGAUUUUAGUCGUCGGAUCCGGGAUUAUUUGGACACACUUAUCCAAUUCGUCGGAUUAGCGAGUGUCAGGUGUGCGGGGGAUGCUGCUGGCUGUAACAACGGUUCUAUCGACUUUCUCCUAGCGAGCUAGAACAGCUGGGUCAGCACAUUUUCUCAAUCUGUUAGUGCAGUGCCCUCUUAUUUCCAUAACCUGUGUGCGAAAAGAAGAAAAAACCCGUUUGUGGUGAGAACUGAGAAGAGAUAUCAAAUAACACUACACACGUGAAUUUGAAAUCAAUCGGGGUGCGCGUUUGUAAGAAAAAAGACGGAGAAGCGAAGAAAAAUAUAGUUGAGACCUAUAGCAACAACAAAAGCAACAUCGCCAGAGCGGAAUUGACAAGACCAGGUGGUAGACGGUAUCCUAACGAUCCCGAAUUACCAGGCCCUUGCAGAGGGAGAGCACCAGUUGAAUAUUGCAGUGAAGCACUGAAAAAUUAAGACUGGAUUAUGAAUUCGACGUGUCCCGGGCGGUAUGAAGUCUGAGGAAACGACUGUACGGUAGUUACGCCAGACUAAAUGCCAUGGAAUCCUCCAGUCAUGGUGGUGGAGGAGGCGUCGGUGCAAUUGGGGGUCACAGUCAAACCCCUGCUCCGUGCUCUCUGACAAUGGCUUCCUCGCCGUCUGUCGUCUCUCCCCUCGUAUACAAAAGCCCGAUGCGUCCAAAGGGCCACUAUCGGUCUUCGUCCCUGGAAAACAACCCCUUCGCAACUGGAAGCGGCAAAUCAUCCCUCAGCUUAGUACAAACUAACUUUACCGGAACGCUCAAGUCUCGACGGGAGCAAAAGCGGAUAUCAGAUUUCCUCAGCAAGCAGAGUCUUCAGAAUGGUGGCAGUGGUGCCAGCACCAGUAACUUCGUGCUGAAUGGAUCCUGUAAGGAGCCGCAGUUGAUGUCUUCCUCGGUCAACGAGAGCACUAUCCGCAAGGCCCAUUUCGAGAACAUUAGAGAAAUCUUCGAAAAGAAUAAUAGCAAAAAUACGCAUAAUAGUCGGGUGUUGACUGGAUCCGGUUCGGCUAUGGCAAAAAUCAACGGGUUAACAACAUCAACACAGUCAAUAAUGUCUUCUUCUUCUUCUAUGGGGCAUGAAACACCGCUGGCUCACCAAAACGGGGUUGAUCUUUCCGUAGAGGACAAGCCACCGAAGAUCCAGUCCUGCAGUGGAAUCCUUGGGAAGGGAAAACAAGUGAUCCGUCCAAUCGCAUUCAAACCAGUUCCUUAUAAAUGUAACACACCAAAUUAUACCAGCAGUGCUGCCGGUACAACUGGAGGCAGUAUCGUUGGAAGCACACCCACAUCCGGCGGACGUCUAACGGAUCUGGGCGAACGAUUCGGAUCAACGCCAUCCCUUGGAGCGCCUCUCAGCAUCCAGUACAAGUUCGGCAGUACGACCGACCUGCACCAUCACCAUCAGCAUUACAGUCACAGCGGGCACCAUAGUCUGAGUCUCCAUGGGUCCAGUGCGAGAGGAGGGAUCAGCACCCCCAAUGCCGUUGCCAGUGGCCCAUCAAGCGGGACCUAUUCGCAGCAUUACGGCUCGCUGCAGAGGAAAAGUUCGGCGAUACCGUUCAAGACCUACGAUAGCUUGGAGUCGAUCCUGAAGCUGCCGGACAGUAUGAUUGCAUCUUACCCCAAUCCCAGUACUAGCCAAUCAGCGAGCCUGUACGCACCGCACGAUCUCCUGGACAUGGCACCGUCCCCGUCGGAUUCCGGCAUCUCCGAACUGGAAGCGGCCCUGCGUGAUCGCGACUCCGAACUGGCCUACCUACGGCAAACAAUGGAGCACAAUGAGCAAGUAAUAUUCAAAGUUCAUCAGGAUAAAGAGAAACACUGGGAGCAGGAGCUUAACCGGCUCAAGUCCAUACACGAAAGUCGGCUCCGAGCUGGAGCACAGAAGGUUCACAAGCUGGAGCAGCUCUUGAUGAUGCAGACCUUCCAGCUGCGGCAGGACAAAAAGCGUCUUCAGGACGACAUCAACCGUCUGCACACGGAGUUUGCUAUGGCCAAGGAACAAGCGGAAAACCAAAAGACAGAAAUUUGCCACCUGAAAUUGGGGGAGAAGGAUCUCAAGGAGCAGAACGCUGACCUGAUGGACGAGAUUCAAAUGCUUCGCCGGGUGGUUAGCGACUUGAAGGAACGACUCGAAGAGAACGAAUGGAGUCUGUGUCAGCGGAAUGGCGAGGUCGCUUUGAUGAAGUCGCAGUUGAAAGACUCUCAGGCGGAAGUAACUACCAAGGAUCAGGAGAUUUUGCAGCUGCGGUCCGAUAUAAAGCUGCAAAACUACGAUGACAUUAGUUUGAAAAAAUCAGAGAUAACAAAGGAACUAGAUUUUGAUCUAGAAAUAUCCCAACUAAACCGCAUCAUCAUCUUCAAAGACCAAAUCAUCGUAGUGAUGAACAAUGAAAUACAAAAGUUACGCAAGGAACUUUCUGACAUUUCGAUCAUGCGAGGCUACGAAGGAGUGCCGCCUGGGCGCUAUUCUCGCUACAAAAAGAAGCUGGAAUACAUGGCACAAAAAUUUGAAGAAUCUACCAUUAAGAGCGAUAGCAACAACAACAACUUCAAAGUUCCGGCCGAGCUCGCCCUAACAGCCGCGAAGCCCAGCGAUCCCAUUGGUUCGGGUCCUGCUAAGAAGUCUGACCUCACGAGCGGAGACAUUAUCCGAAACUACUUCAACAACAAGAUGGAGCUCAACAAAAAGCUUUUCCUCAACACUCAAAUCUGCAACUAUUCAGAUGAGGAUAAAUCCAGCAUUAUCGAAAACUACAACGCCAAACAGUUGCCGGACAUUACGUUGGAUUUGAGCAGCAUUAUCUCACCACCAUCCAAACCUGCAGCCCUUGAACCGCCCAGAGCCUACAAUCCGAGUUCAUCCUCGCCGUCUUCAGAUGACGACUACAAAUCCAUGACGCCGACCCGCGAUCAAGAGGAGGACGAGGACGACGAGGUGGAGCUACGGGCGCUCACCGGAAAGGCGGACCCUGUGGCGCUGAAGGACGCCGCCCCGAACAGCUGUGAUAAGAAGUCGACCAAGGACCUUCAAAUAGCUCAACUGCGUAAGGAGCUGGACCACUGCAGGUCGGAGUUCGAACAGGAACGGCACAAGUGGGCCGACGAGAAGGAGAAAGUGCUGAUCUAUCAGCGCCAGCUGCAGCAGAACUAUGUCGACAUGUGCAAACAGACGGCUGUGCUGGAGGAAAAGCUGAAGGCGCUCGAGAAGCGCCAGUAAACGAAUCUUGCCCCGAGACCCUACUUCGAUAGGGGUCCUAAUAGCUAAUAGCUGUAAGGAUACUUCAGAUUUCAAUCCCCAAGCUAUUCGUAUCCUGUAUAUUGUUUUACAUUAUAUUGCAAAACUAGUUCACUUAAGAAAAUCACCGACUGUAGAACCGUUAACGUCAUCCAAACAGAUUUCUACGCAGAAUUCAUUCCUCUCUCUAAAUAUUUAAUAGUAGUUAAAUUCGGAACGAAAAUUCGUACUAUUUGUAUUUUAAAGUGUUAUUAGAGUGAAUCUAGGAUGAAUUUUUAGUUUGUGUCUACUCCUGCUAUGUAUGUUUAUUAAUAAUAUUUGUCACUAAACUGUUGAA